AUGCCUUUUCAAAUAUUCACUGCGAUUACGUUCCAGCUUGAUGUACUUGCUUCUGUUACAAUUACUGCUGCUUCUACUGCAACAGCAACUACUGGUGCUACUGCAGUAAUGAUUGAUGCUACUGUAACUGCUACUGCAGUACUGUUCCAAUUACCAGUGUUCACAGCUAUUGCUGUAACUACUGUUACUCAGUGUGCUGUUUUUUUGAUUUGA
Cercopithifilaria johnstoni is the source of this 213-nucleotide messenger RNA. The record is from the annotation of a GenBank genome assembly. NCBI's taxonomy places the organism in Eukaryota, Metazoa, Nematoda, Chromadorea, Rhabditida, Onchocercidae.